AUGGAAAAAGCCUUGGAAGAAGCUCGCAAAGCGUUAGAGCGUGGGGAAGUGCCCGUUGGAUGCGCUCUGAUAGACACGAAAGGAAAGUGCGUCGCCGUUGGCUCUAACCGCACAAACGAGCUCGGAAACGCGACCUCACACGCGGAGCUGGUGGCAUUCGAAGCACUCGGCGCGCAAAAAUUUAACCGCGGCGAGCUGACCCUCUACGUGACAUGUGAACCCUGCGUGAUGUGCGCGGCGGCCAUCGUGCAGAUUGGUAUCAUCGGCAAAAUUGUGUUUGGGUGCUCCAACCCUCGUUUUGGCGGCUGUGGGUCAGUUCGUUCACUUAAUAUGUAUAAGGAAUGUGGGAAGGGGGGGGAUGACAUGUUUGUUCCGGAAAUCCAGAGCGGUGUUGAAGCUGCAACUGCUGUGCAACUGCUGGGAGAGUUUUAUACAAGGAGCAAUCCAAACGCUCCGAAGCCAAAAAAGAGACGAGUGAAGAAAUAG
Chondrus crispus (carragheen) is the source of this 486-nucleotide messenger RNA. RefSeq lists its product as hypothetical. The coding region runs from base 1 to 486 and encodes 161 amino acids. Lineage: Eukaryota; Rhodophyta; Florideophyceae; Gigartinales; Gigartinaceae. Gene Ontology annotation, molecular function: tRNA-specific adenosine-34 deaminase activity. The transcript has a single exon. The record is from RefSeq and is a predicted model, not a curated record. Gene Ontology annotation, biological process: tRNA wobble adenosine to inosine editing.